AUGGGAAUAUUUAACGAACAAUCUUUAGAUCAUCCCUUUGCAAGGGGAAUUCAAGGAGCACCAGGAGUUGGAUUUAAUCUAACUUCAAGUGGGGAUUAUGAUAUGAUAAAUAAAAAACUAAGAAAUGUUGGUGCACCUAGUGCUAAUACUGAUGCUGCUACAAAAAAGUAUGUUGAUGAUAAUUCCACUGGAACACCCUCAACAUCACGACUAACAGUUGAUUCAAACAUUGAUAUGAAGGACCAGUACCGUAUUCUAAACCUCAAACAUCCAGUUGACGCAGAUGAACCAGCCACAAAACAAUACUCAGACAGUCGUUUUCUUGACAGAAAUGGUUCACGAACAAUGAUUGGCGAUCUAAGCAUGAAUAAUAAUAAAAUAAUUAAACUUGGCGCACCAACAGCUAAUGAUGACGCAGCAAACAAAAAGUAUGUUGAUGAUAAUUCCACUGGUACUCCCUCAACAUCAAGACUAACAGUUGAUUCAAGCAUUGAUAUGAAGAAUCGCUACCGAAUUACAAAUCUUAUCGCACCACAGGAUGCUAAAGAUCCAGCAACAAAAUAUUACGUAGACAACACAUUUCUUGACAGAGAUGGAUCUUACCCAAUGAAAGGAAAUCUUAAUAUGGACAACAAUCGAAUAAUAAAUCUGCCAGCUCCAGCAGGUUCCAAUCAACCAACACCAUUAGCUUUCACAGAUAUAAAGUAUCUCCACGUUGCCGGAACAAAUAAAAUGACUAAUAAUCUAAACAUGGAUAAUAAAAAAAUAAUUAACCUUAGACCACCAACAGCCUCCACAGAUGCUGCAACCAAAAAGUAUGUCGAUGAUAAAACUUCUUCUGGUGGAAGUAGUGGAAGCCCUUUAGAUUUAAGUAAUUAUUUGAAAAAAGAUGGUAGUGUUGCAAUGACAGGUAACCUAAAUCUUGGAAAUAAAAAAAUAGUUGGCCUCGCUACUCCAACAUCAAAUACAGACGCCGCAACAAAAAAAUAUGUGGAUGAUAAUAGUGGAAGUCCAGAUUUAAGUGAUUAUUUGGAAAAAGAUGGUACUGUUGCAAUGACUGGUAACCUUAAUCUUGGAAAUAAUAAAAUAGUUAACCUCAGUGACCCAACCACAGAUCAACAAGCUGCUAAUCGCGGAUGGGUUCGUAAACAAAUAGACCGCCUUGAUCAUCAUUCUGGAAAUGGAACAAGUGGUGUGUUUACUAUAACAGAACCAAAUGUAACAACAACCAUGUAUCUUCAAUAUAUCUCAGGAUCAUCCUUUGAUGAUUUUGUUUUAACUACAUCAGCACCUGGUCAACCCCUUGUAGGGUGGACACCAACUGCUAACACAUACAUUAACAAAAUAGAAUUUCAAUUUGGUUCGCGAAAUGUAAACGUUGACUUUUUGUGGUUUAUUCCAAGAGAUGACUCUAAUUACGAAUCUAGAUUUUGGGUAAGUGGAAAUCGCACUGGCACUUGGUCAUUAAAUAUUCUUAAGUCUUGGAGUUAUGAUAUGUCAGGAGUAAAACUACGAACUCUUAACAACUCCAAUCAUUCUGCUAUUACUUGCAGGGUAUUUACUGAACUACCAAAAGCAAUAACCAAACCACUUAAGAGAAUAGAAAUCAACACACCUAAAAUUGUAAUAAGUGGGGUUGUAAAAGCUGAUGUCAACCUUGGUGGUAAUAAAAUAGAGAAUCUGGGAGUACCAACCCAAGACACAGACUCAGUAAACAAAGGUUAUGUCGACAAUCUAGUUCAUCUUACUGCAAUUCAACCAAGUCAUUACAAAAAUGAGUUUGCUUAUCUCAUGUCAAGCGGGUCUCAAUGGACUGAUGAAAUAGAUGGUGGAAAUAGUUUUGGUAUAAGAAGUAUAGGAGAUUUACCACCAAACAAAGGAAACUUUCACGACUAUAAUCACAAAGUUAUUUACAUGACUAUAAACAAAAAUUCUCAAGGUAAAUUUAUUUAUAAGAUGGGAAUUAAUUUUUACAGACUAACUGCAAAUACUGAUUACACGUUGUGUUUGGAAAUACUCAACACAGAUUAUAAUCUUUGGAAUAAUAGUAAAAUAAGUGCUGACAAAGGAACUUCAACAGGAUUAUCAAUUGGAAAUUUAAGCGUAAAAAAGUUGUCCCAUAACUAUAGUGAUUUAACAGGAAAAACACAAACUAUGUAUUACCACAGAAUAAUAGUUAAUUUCCGGAAGUUGCCAUCUGGGAAUAAGUUCUUUCUUCACAUUUUGGUUGAUAUUCUUCGGGGUGGAUAUAACCUGGCUAAGUAUCCGAGGCAGUUUUUAGGGGUUUACCUAGUUGCUUAUGGUAUUAAGGGUACAUUUAGCAAUAUCGAUCCAGAUAAAGUUUACGACUAUCACACCGCAUUUGAUAUCAAACCAACAGAAGUGGUGUAUAAUGUUGAUAUUAACGCAAAUCAAAAAGAAAUCAAAAACGUUAAACUUAACCGGAGUGAUGAUGAUAGUGUAGCAACAGUGGCUAUGGUAAAUGAAGUAAAUACACUAACUAAGUACUCUUUUCUUAGGACGUUUUUUAACGAUUUUUAUGACUUUAGUAAUGCAAACCAGUAUGGAGUAAGAACUGGUUCUUAUGGCAUUGUUCUUACUUCUGUCAAGCCUAAUAUUACUUUACCCGUUAAUGUUGAUAUAAGUAGAGUAGGCCUUGACGGCCUUAAUAUUAAUGGUUACAGAUUUACGUUUACUCCCUCUAAUUCUCCUAAUUUAACUUUAUGCCUUGUUUUUGUUCAUUGGAGAAAUAGAAAUUUUAGUUUAAUAAAAAGAGACGGAUCAAAAACGCUUUAUACUGUAAGCUAUAAUAAAAAUAAUAACGUGUUAACCUUUAAUUUUUCAGGUAGUGAUAAAACUAUGGCAAUGCCAAGUAGCUUUCAUGGAAAACACAUUAUUUUAUGGCUUACAGAAUCUAGAAAUCCAGCUAUCACAAAGGUUAACAUAAGUAAUUAUAGCACCUCGCUUAUAUGGCGUAAUUUUUCCUACCCCGCAAACUUAAAGUUUACUUUUGAAUGCGAUGACGGGAUAAUGUUUAGGCUUAUGUAUUCACCAAACUUUUAUGACGUUAGAGGAAGUGUAUUCCACAAAGUAAUGCUACAAGAAAAACUACUUGGAAGCCACGUAGAAUAA
Porites evermanni is the source of this 3132-nucleotide messenger RNA. The record is from the annotation of a GenBank genome assembly. NCBI's taxonomy places the organism in Eukaryota, Metazoa, Cnidaria, Anthozoa, Scleractinia, Poritidae.